Messenger RNA from Drechmeria coniospora, 288 nucleotides. Its product is annotated as DSS1/SEM1 family protein. The record is from RefSeq and is a predicted model, not a curated record. The transcript is spliced from 3 exons. Gene Ontology annotation, biological process: mRNA export from nucleus; double-strand break repair via homologous recombination; proteasome assembly. NCBI's taxonomy places the organism in Eukaryota, Fungi, Ascomycota, Sordariomycetes, Hypocreales, Ophiocordycipitaceae. The coding region runs from base 1 to 288 and encodes 95 amino acids. Gene Ontology annotation, cellular component: proteasome complex; proteasome regulatory particle, lid subcomplex.
AUGGCCUCGACAAACGCAAAGCCCGCCGUCACGGACAAGGCCGAGAGCCAGGAGCAGCAACCAGCAGCGGAGCAGAAGCCCACGAGCUCCGCGCUCGGUGAGGAUGACGAAUUCGAAGACUUCCCCGUCGAUGACUGGCCUGAUGAGCAGACCGAAGGCGCCCAGCAUGGUGGCGACGAUGCCAAGCACCUAUGGGAGGAGAGCUGGGAUGACGACGACACGAACGACGACUUUUCCGCGCAGCUCAAGGAGGAGCUCAAAAAGGUGGAUGCGGCCAAGCGGAGAUGA